This is a messenger RNA of Phalaenopsis equestris, 2912 nucleotides long. Its product is annotated as cyclic nucleotide-gated ion channel 1-like. Gene Ontology annotation, biological process: transmembrane transport; monoatomic ion transport. The transcript is spliced from 8 exons. The record is from RefSeq and is a predicted model, not a curated record. Lineage: Eukaryota; Viridiplantae; Streptophyta; Magnoliopsida; Asparagales; Orchidaceae. Gene Ontology annotation, molecular function: monoatomic ion channel activity. Gene Ontology annotation, cellular component: membrane. The coding region runs from base 531 to 2642 and encodes 703 amino acids.
UCACUCACCGGCCACGACUUUCAUUUCCUCUCCUUUCUUUCUUUUCCAUUAAGUGCCGGGCAUUGACCAUUUGAAGUCACUUGCGUGGUCAUUCGAGCUCUUCAAUCUCGUGUCUACAGCUUUUCUCUGGGGGAAGCAGCCGAGAAGUUUCUGAUCUUAUCUUCUCCUUGUCCUAAAUUUAAUCAAAAUUAAUCAGGCCAACUGUAGAGGAACAGUCUCAAUCGCUCUGUUUUCAAAUCUGUGGAUUCCUUAAUCUUUCAGGGUUUCCAGGUCAUAUGUUCUGCCUGUGAUGAUCUGAUCUUUGAGUUUGUUUCGUCCCUAGUUUCUACAAGUCAAGCAGAUGCUUCAAUCCUCGCUGAUUUUGUAGUGCUUGUUUCGACAGUUGAAUGCAUCACACAGACUCGACAGGGACGAUGCUCUCAGUUAGCUUAGCAUGAUGAAAUUUUGGCUUGAUAUUGAUGUCCCUACAAAAGUGAAACUUUAUGAUCUAAAUUGAAGAUUUAUAUCUGCUGAGAUAUCACUUUGAAAAUAUGAAUCACCGGGAGGAGAGAUAUGUGAGGUAUCAGGACUUAAAUUCUGGGAGAGCCUUGAUUACAGGAAAGAUCACUUCAGUUGGAAAAGGAAAGAAAUUCAGUUGGAUAGUGAAAAUUUUUCAAAGAUUAUUUCAAUUUAUAUAUGAAGCAGUAAGAAAUAUUUCUCAUGACAAGUCUAUGAAUGAUUUUGCUCUAGAGGAACCACAGUCCAGGAAAAAAGUACUUGACCCUCAAGGAACAUUUCUUCAAAGGUGGAACAAAAUAUUUGUCCUUUCCUGUGUGAUUGCAGUAUCUGUGGAUCCCCUUUUCUUUUAUAUACCGAUAGUUGAUGAUAAUAAUAAUUGUCUUGAUCUGGACAAAAAAUUAGAAAUCACUGCAAGUGUGCUGCGCUCUUUCACAGAUAUAUUUUAUAUUAUCCAUAUUAUUUUUCAAUUUAGAACUGGUUUCAUCGCUCCUUCAUCUCGAGUUUUUGGAAGAGGUGUUUUGGUUGAAGAUUCUGCGGCAAUAGCAAGAAGAUAUUUGUCAUCAUACUUUUUUAUCGAUAUACUUGCUGUCCUUCCUCUUCCGCAGGUAGUUGUACUGAUCAUAGUGCCAAGUUUGAAAGAGUCAUCUCCAUUGGAUGCAAAAGACCUAUUGAUGCUCAUUAUCUUAUUUCAAUAUGUCCCUAGACUUAUAAGGAUCAUACCCUUGUAUAUGGAAGUAACUAGAUCAGCUGGCAUAAUUACUGAAACUGCUUGGGCUGGGGCUGCCUUCAACCUUCUGCUUUACAUGCUUGCAAGUCAUGUGCUUGGAGCAUUCUGGUACUUGCUUUCAGUUCAACGAGAAGAUGCAUGCUGGAAACAUGCUUGUUCCAUGAAUAAAUGCAACAUCUCCUCCUGGUACUGUGGAAAAGAGAAAGGCCAAGACAAUGGAUUUGUUGUAGAUGCAUGCCCCAUACAAAAUCCUAACAGUUCUGUUUUUGACUUUGGAAUCUACCAAUUAGCACUUAAAAAUAUUGUUCAGACAAGAAAAUUUCCUCAGAAGUUCUUCUACUGCUUUUGGUGGGGGCUGCAGAAUCUUAGUUCUCUUGGACAAAACCUUACCACAAGUACUUACGUAUGGGAGGUUCUCUAUGCUGUAUUUGUUUCUAUAUCAGGCUUGGUACUUUUUUCACUUCUCAUCGGCAAUAUGCAGACCUACCUUCAGUCCACCACUGUUAGAGUAGAAGAAAUGAGGGUAAAAAGGAGAGAUUCAGAGCAAUGGAUGUCCCAUCGUUUACUUCCAGAGAGCUUGAGGGAUAGAAUACGUCGAUAUGAGCAGUACAAAUGGCAAGAGACAAGAGGUGUUGAUGAAGAGAGCCUCCUUCAAAACCUUCCUAAGGAUCUCAGAAGAGACAUCAAGCGACACCUCUGUUGGGCUCUACUCAUGAGGGUUCCAAUGUUUGAAAAGAUGGAUUAUCAACUAAUAGAUGCCAUGUGUGAUUGCUUGAAACCCGCUCUGUUCACUGAAGAAAGCUGCAUUGUUCGUGAAGGGGACCCCGUGGAUGAAAUGCUCUUCAUCAUGAGAGGAAAGUUGCUGAGUGUGACCACAAAUGGCGGAAGGACUGGUUUCUUCAAUUCUGAUUAUCUCAAAGGUGGCGACUUCUGCGGGGAAGAGCUGCUCACCUGGGCUCUCGACCCCCAUUCUUCUUCCAGCCUGCCAAUAUCAACGAGGACAGUGAAGGCCUUAUCCGAAGUCGAAGGUUUUGCUCUGUCAGCUGAUGAUCUUAAAUUUGUGGCAACCCAAUUCCGAAGACUCCACAGCAAGCAACUUCGCCACACCUUUAGGUUCUAUUCACAGCAGUGGCGAACAUGGGCGGCUUGUUUUAUACAGGCGGCUUGGCGUCGAUAUUCACGGAAGAAGCUGGAAGAAUCCCUUCGGAAAGAAGAGGACAGGUUGCAGGCUGCGCUUGUGAAAGGCAACAGCAAUUCACCCAGCCUCGGGGCCACAAUAUAUGCCUCCAAAUUUGCAGUUAAUGCAUUGCGCGUCCUGCGACGGAAUGGGACUCGGAAGACGCGGCUGCAGGAAAGACUGCCGGUGAUGCUGUUGCAGAAACCCUCGGAGCCUGAUUUCACUGCAGAGGAACAUUAGCAGAGAUUUGCUUCUUGUGUGCUCCCUUGCAGUUGCUUUUUCCUCGGCAAGUCCUCUUGAUUUGGAUGCCGCAAGGUUUCAUUGUUUACGAUUUAUGGCUAUUGUGGCCAGUGUUGUCUUGUUUGGCUGUACUGUUAUGCAUGCUUGUGAUUGCAGAGAACACUCAACAAUUUUUAUGGCAUUACCGUUAGAAUUGGAAAUGUUGUCCUAGCUGAGGUGAUGUUUGUAUUGUACAUAAAUCUAACUAAAGGGACCUUUUUUUUUUUUUUU